GCGCAGCAUCUCUUUUGGAGUGGAAUCCUGAACGUUAAACGGCAGAAGGAGGUAGCGAACCAAUGAGUAAGAGCAGGGCGAAAAUCUUACUCAGCUUCCAAGACUUUCCCCCCAGUCUUUCACUCGGACUAGGCUUAGGUCGCUCUCGGUGCCGUAGUCUGGAUGGGCCGCGCCUUGAGCGUGGCAUCUGGUUGGCGCGCCGACUUUCGCACGGACCCGGAAUGGGAAGCAGCAUGUAGUCCUAUGGAAAAAAAAAUGUAAACUAUGCCCCAUAGGGAAUACAGGGCUAGCAGGCUGAAUUGAAUGCAUAGAACUAGUACUCCCUUAGUGUGCAGCAGGAGCGUGUCGACGUCGGGCAGUGGUCCUAGGAGACGUCUAUCAUUUUAUCAACAUUGGCCAUAAUUAAAAAGUCUUUGCUACCUCUCGAAUGGGUACACUACUACUACUACUAACAUGAUGAAGAUAUAGAUGAACAAGAAUAUUAAAGCGUGGACAUAAUAUUUCUACGCAGCUAGCAUUAGCUUUGGAGGAAGAUCCAUCUUCAUCUUAUAUAAGUAAAACAUGUCAUCGAUUUUUGUCAGGCGAGGAAUGACAUCAGGGAAAAUAAAUAUCA
Molecule: messenger RNA, 613 nt
Organism: Amoebophrya sp. A25
Lineage: Eukaryota; Dinophyceae; Syndiniales; Amoebophryaceae
Source: the annotation of a GenBank genome assembly